This is a messenger RNA of Sorex araneus (European shrew), 1108 nucleotides long. Its product is annotated as HLA class I histocompatibility antigen, alpha chain G-like. The transcript has 6 exons. The record is from RefSeq and is a predicted model, not a curated record. Gene Ontology annotation, molecular function: peptide antigen binding; signaling receptor binding. NCBI's taxonomy places the organism in Eukaryota, Metazoa, Chordata, Mammalia, Eulipotyphla, Soricidae. Gene Ontology annotation, biological process: antigen processing and presentation of endogenous peptide antigen via MHC class Ib; immune response; positive regulation of T cell mediated cytotoxicity. The coding region runs from base 1 to 1062 and encodes 353 amino acids. Gene Ontology annotation, cellular component: external side of plasma membrane.
AUGAUAUGUAUGUGGGAACCGCGAACCCUCUUUCUGCUGCUCUCUUGGGGCCUGGCCCUGACCCACACCCGGGCAGGCCCCCACUCCCUGCGGUAUUUCCACACCGUCAUGUCCCGGCCCGGCGGCGGGGAGCCCCGCUUCAUCACCGUCGGCUACGUGGACGACACGCAGUUCGUGCGCUUCGACAGCGACUCGGCGAGUCCGAGGAUGGAGCCGCGGGCGCCGUGGGCGGAGCAGGAGGGACCCGAGUACUGGAAGGGGGAGACGUGGAACGCCAAACACGCAGCAAAGAAUUACCGAGUGAGCCUGAGCAACCUGCUGGGCUACUACAAUCAGAGCGAGGCGGACUCUCACACCCUCCAGCUAAUGUACGGCUGCGACGUGGGGUCCGACGGGCGCCUCCUGCGCGGGUACAGUCAGUACUCCUACGACGGCGCCGACUACCUCGCCCUGACCGAGGACCUGCGCUCCUGGACGGCGGCGGCGGGCACGCAGGCUUGGAGAACGCAGCACAAGUGGGAGCAGGAGAGUGCCGCUGAUCAUUACAAGGACUACCUGGAGGGGGAUUGCGUGCAAUGGCUCCGCAGAUACCUGGAGGACGGGAAAGACAUGCUGCUGCAUGCAGAACCCCCCAGAAGCCACAUCACCCACCAUCCCAUCUCUGACCAGGAGGUCAUCCUGAAGUGCUGGGCCCUGGGCUUCUACCCUGCCAAGAUCACCCUGACCUGGCAGCGUGAUGGGGAGGACCUGACCCAGGACACAGAGUUGGUGGAGACCAGGCCUUCAGGGGAUGGAACAUUCCAGAAGUGGGCGGCUGUGGUGGUGCCUUCUGGAGAGGAGCAGAGAUACACGUGCCGUGUGCAGCACCAGGGGCUGCCGGAGCCUGUCACCCUGAAAUGGGAGCCCUCUUCUCAGUUCACCAUCCUCACUGUGGGCAUCACUCAUGUCCUGAUUCUCCUUGGGACUCUAAUCACUGGAGCUAUUAGGCAAGCUGUGAUCUUCAGGUGGAAGCAUUCAGGUUUGCUCAGGAAAGACACUUUCACCGCCAUAAGCUGGGGAUGAACCUGGUUUCCAGGGUCACAGGUCAUAGUGACUGUCCCAGCAGAGC